CGAACCCGCAUCCUCAUGGAUACUAGUUGGGUUCUUAACCCACCUAGCCACAGUGGGAACUCCCAAGAUGUGCUUUUUUAUUGAACCUAACACACUGUAUGGUUACUGCUUGCUUGUGCAGCACUCUUCGUGCUAGACCUGAGUGCAUUAAAGGCAAGAUGCUGGCCUUAGGAAAUGUUAUAACCCUACUAGGUGCCAAGCAUAGGCCCUGGCACAGACUGGGUGCUCAGAAAGUGUUUGUGGAAGUGAACUGAAUUCAAGGCACCUUGAAGAGUGAGUAUACAGUGAAAAUCAGCGUCUCUGUAUGUAUCUGAAUGGGGGUAUGUCCAGCUGUUAGGUUAGACAAUAGAACGUGAUCUUUUUGUGUUAGCAGUGAUGGUCACAGCAUGGUGUGCGUGUGUGUGUGCACGUGCACACACACACACACACACACACACUUUCUGCCCCUGGUGAAUUUAUGUCUGUCUAGUGAAUUCACUUCCAGCUGUUAGGCAUGUAAAGAGGUGAUUUCAACUGUGUCUCUCUGGGCUACACCCCGCUCUUAAUGCUGCAUUCCAAAGGUGUUUAUUUCAACCUUACUUUCAACAACGUGUGAAUACUAGGCUUUGUUCUGCUCGAGGCCCUGGAUCCUGCAGGGGUGGGGGUACCAUCUCCGAACUCACAGUCUGAGGGCAGAGGCAGAUGCCAACAUGAGCUCUGUCUGAAAAGCCAAAACUGGAGAGCCGAUUUUCUCUGGGACAGGCUGUAACGUUCUCUGACCUGCCAGAAUCAUCUCUUGAUUCCCAGGAGUAAAGUGGAUCAUUCUAUGUGACAGGAAAAAUAGGCCAAAUGACUUUUAAGUGCUUUUCUCCAUUUUUUCCCCCCUAGAGUGACUGACAAAUGAAGGCAAAUGGGUGUCAAGGGGCAUGGCAUUCAGUGAUGCCACUGGCACCAACCCAUCCCUUUAUUGAUCAGGAGAGUGAGGGUGAGUAACUAGGGGCUCGGUGUUCAAUGUUGAACAGUUUUCCAGCUCUCUUUAGCAAUGAAUGUCACAUUAAUGGAUCCCUUUUCUGUUUCAUCAUCUGAAAGGCAGGAAGACGGAGGGGGAAGCGUUAAUUUGGGUGUCGGAGGUCUGGGCUCAGAUCCCAGCUCCACCAGUUCUAGCUGUGUGGUCCUGGGCAGGUUUGCAUCCUGGGUUUCCUCGUCCUUCUCUGGACAGCGGGGUUAACAACCCUAACUUUGUCCUCUGAAGGAGCGCAGCAUCCACACCAAAUUAGCCUCAGCCCGGCUGAAUGCUGUUUGAACAUUAACAGAGAGCUUACUCAUUCACUGGCUUGGAGGAGAAGCCAGAGAUUGGGUUAGUUGUGAGUCACUCUUUGGAACAACCACCUUUGGAAAGUUUUUCUAAAGUCAGAGAUUUCAAAUCAGUUUCCAAAAUGUCCAGAUAUUACACAUAGAUCAAAGAGUGACAGCAACCCCCCAAGAUGUUCUGUAAUUAUUAAUAAAACCCAUCACUGAAAACGAGAAAAGGACAGAGGAGAGACACAGAGGAAGGGUGUUUUUUUUUUUUUUUAAACCCAAGUGUUCAACAAAUUAAUAUCACAGUCAGAAAAAAAUAUCUACAAAAAAACAGCCACUUUUAUCCACAGGCUCAUUCCCUGAAAAAAGGGCCAGUAUGUUUUUCUGAAAGAAUCUCUCUUACCCUGACCUAGCCCUUUGGUUUCAUGGCAUUGUGGGGCAGGCCGACGGAGCUUUGGGGCUUGGCGUCCUGCAUCACAGUCCCUGCUUUGAGAAAACUUGGCCUCUCUGCCUCCAUCUGGCUCCUGGCGUGGACGUGGGAGUGUGAGCAAAGAGCCCCCGGGAAAGUGCUGCUGGACGCAGUGUGCAACCACCUCAACCUCGUGGAAGGAGACUAUUUUGGCCUCGAGUUUCCCGACCACAAAAAGAUCACGGUGUGGCUGGAUCUCUUAAAACCUAUUGUCAAGCAGAUUAGACGGCCAAAGCACGUUGUUGUGAAGUUUGUGGUGAAAUUCUUUCCACCUGACCACACGCAACUCCAAGAAGAACUCACAAGGUACCUGUUUGCUCUGCAGGUGAAGCAGGACCUGGCUCAAGGCAGGCUGACGUGUAAUGACACCAGCGCCGCCCUCUUGAUCUCACACAUUGUGCAAUCUGAGAUUGGCGAUUUCGAUGAAGCAUCGGACAGAGAACAUUUAGCAAAAAAUAAGUACAUACCUCAGCAAGAUGCCCUAGAAGACAAAAUUGUGGAAUUUCACCAUAACCAUAUUGGACAAACACCAGCAGAAUCGGAUUUCCAGCUCCUGGAGAUCGCCCGUAGGCUGGAGAUGUACGGCAUCCGGUUACACCCAGCUAAGGACCGGGAAGGUACUAAGAUCAACCUGGCCGUGGCGAACACAGGGAUUCUAGUGUUUCAGGGUUUUACGAAGAUCAAUGCCUUCAACUGGGCAAAGGUGCGGAAACUGAGCUUCAAGAGGAAGCGCUUUCUCAUCAAGCUCCGCCCAGAUGUGAAUAGCUCAUACCAGGAUACCUUGGAAUUCCUAAUGGCCAGUCGGGAUUUUUGCAAGUCCUUCUGGAAAAUCUGUGUUGAACAUCAUGCCUUUUUUAGACUUUUUGAAGAGCCCAAACCAAAGCCAAAGCCUGUUCUCUUUAGCCGCGGGUCAUCGUUUCGGUUCAGUGGGCGGACUCAGAAGCAGGUUCUCGACUUCGUGAGAGAAGGAGGACAUAAGAAAGUGCCGUUCGAAAGGAAACACAGCAAGAUUCAUUCCAUCAGAAGCCUUGCAACGGAGCCCACAGAACCGAAUUCAGAAGUGCCAAAACAAGCUCAGCCGAGUGCCAGCCUUACCCUCGGAGAAGGUGCUGAAUCCCCGGGCAGCGGCCAGAGCUGCCAGCAGGGAGAGGACCUGAGCGGUGCCACCCAGGAGCGCAGCCCUGCCCUGCAGAGGAGCCCGGCGGCGGCGGCGGUGGCAGUGGCAGCGGCAGGGAGCAAGGAUGCAGACAGGGCCGUCAAGGCGGUGAUGGAGGAAGAGGAGGAGGUCGUUAAGGACAGGACCCAGCAGAGUAGACCUCAGCCCCAGCAGCCAAGCACAGGCUCCCAGACUGGUAGCCCUCAUCUUUCAGAGCUGUCCAUCAACUCGCAGGGAGGAGCCGCGCCCACCAACGCCAUCCUGUCACCCAACCUGAGCCCCGACACCAAGCAGGCCUCCCCCUUGGUCAGUCCGCUGCUGAACGACCAGGCAGGGCCUCGGACCGAUGAUGAGGACGAUGGCCGGAGAAAGAGAUUCCCGACUGACAAAGCGUACUUCAUUGCCAAGGAAGUCUCCACCACAGAGAGAACCUAUCUGAAGGAUCUCGAAGUCAUCACUUCGUGGUUUCAGAGCGCAGUGAGCAAAGAGGACUCCAUGCCCGAAACCUUGAGAAGUCUCAUAUUCCCGAAUUUUGAACCUUUGCACAAAUUUCAUACAAAUUUUCUCAAGGAAAUUGAGCAGCGACUCGCCCUGUGGGAAGGCCGCUCGAAUGCCCACAUCAGAGGAGAUUUUUACCAAAGAAUCGGCGACGUGAUGCUGAAGAACAUCCAGGGCAUGAAGCAACUGGCAGCUCACCUGUGGAAGCACAGCGAGGCUCUGGAGGCGCUGGAGACCAGCAUCAGGGGCUCCCGGCGGCUGGAGAGCUUGUGCCGGGACUUCGAGCUGCAGAAGGUGUGCUACCUGCCGCUCAACACCUUCCUCCUGCGCCCGCUGCACCGGCUCAUGCACUACAAGCAGGUCCUGGAGCGGCUGUGCAAGCACCACCCGCCCAGCCACGCAGACUUCAGGGACUGCCGAGCUGCUUUGGCAGAGAUCACGGAGAUGGUGGCACAGCUUCACGGUACGAUGAUCAAGAUGGAGAAUUUCCAGAAGCUGCAUGAACUCAAGAAAGAUUUGAUUGGCGUCGACAAUCUUGUGAUUCCAGGACGGGAAUUCAUCCGCCUGGGCAGCCUCAGCAAACUCUCGGGGAAGGGGCUCCAGCAACGCAUGUUCUUCCUGUUCAACGACGUGUUGCUGUACACGAGCAGGGGACUGACAGCCUCGAAUCAGUUUAAAGUCCACGGGCAGCUCCCCCUCUACGGCAUGACGAUGGAAGAAAGCGAAGACGAGUGGGGGGUGCCCCACUGCCUCACCCUGCGGGGCCAGCGCCAGUCCAUCAUCGUGGCCGCCAGUUCUCGCUCCGAGAUGGAAAAGUGGGUGGAGGACAUACAGAUGGCCAUUGACUUGGCCGAGAAAAGCAGCGACCCUGCCCCUGAGUUCCUGGCCAGCAGCCCCCCUGACAACAAGUCCCCAGAGGAGGCCGCGGUCGACCAGGAGUCAGAGGACGACCUCAGCGCCUCGCGCACCUCGCUGGAGCGCCAGGCCCCGCACCGCGGCAACACCAUGGUGCACGUGUGCUGGCACCGCAACACCAGCGUCUCGAUGGUGGACUUCAGCGUGGCGGUCGAGAAUCAGCUGUCUGGGAACCUGCUGCGGAAAUUCAAAAACAGCAACGGGUGGCAGAAGCUGUGGGUGGUGUUCACCAACUUCUGCCUGUUCUUCUACAAAUCCCCCCAGGACAAUCACCCCCUGGCCAGCCUGCCUCUACUCGGGUACUCGCUCACCGUCCCCUCGGAGGCCGAGGACAUCCACAAGGACUACGUGUUCAAGCUGCAUUUCAAGUCCCACGUGUAUUACUUCAGGGCCGAGAGCGAAUACACGUUUGAAAGGUGGAUGGAGGUGAUCCGAAGUGCCACCAGCUCGGCCUCCCGCGCUCAUGUGCUGAGCCACAAAGAAUCGCACGUGUACUGAUGGCAGCACACACCUGUUGAUGGGUUUCAGCAGUGGCGACUUUCCCGAAGGCACUUCCUUUCUUCUGUAUUCAUGAAGCCUAGUAAACUUAACACCUGUCUGGAAAACCAACCAACCAACAACCCAUGGCUGCGCAGCAACUCUCAUCUGUCUCCACAGAACUGUUUUUAAUCUUGUCUUUUCAGCUAAUUUCUCACCUGAACAGGACCGCGCCCCCACCAGUGCGGGUCGCGCUCUUGGUGGGCCGUCCUCGGCUUGUGCCAGUAUUAAAACACUGUCAUUAACAUAGUGCCAAAUGACAUUCUUUUCCUCCACGACUGCACCUUCAGAGCAGUAGACACAUCCGUUCAACCAAAAGACAGGGCAAGUGCUCUUCUUUUUCGAUAAACUUUUAUGAUUUUGAUUUCUAGGCUGCUGCAUUUUACAAAACGGAUUUUCCAGUGUUUGUGAUACACGUGGCACAGUCUUAAGCAAAUGAGAUCACUUUCCGAUUUUUUUCAAUCUUUCUACUUUUAUAAUGAUAGGACCUUAGUAGGAUUUACUUCUUUGAUUAACAAGCAAAUUUGCAACAUACCGUGUUCCACUCGGGGCUUCGCGCUCCAGUGAAACGCUGGUUCCAAGCCCUCCUUCUUGGUGCAAGGUGACCAAAUUGUGUAAGUGAUGACUCUUUACAAAACUGUAGCGGGUUGUUUUCUGUUCCGAGAAGCAGCAGCAGUCCGGUGCCUGCUGGACUGUCGGUGUACGGAGUGCUGGAGACGAUGGGAGGGGUGUCAGCUGUGGUGUUUUGCUGUUUCACAAGCAUGAGAACCUGUAUGUCCGUAACCAGGGCCAUUUGUGGUGUGGCGUCGUGGAGCGUGUCGUGAGCUUCCGUGGGUGCAGGAGCUCUGAGUGGUGGUGCGUAGUUGUCCGGCUCCCAUGAUCAUCCCUGUAACCUACUGCACACUCAGUAGUAGUAGACCUCGUGCCUGCCCUCGAGAACCAGUCUCUUCUCCUUUUAUACUCACUCCCCGCGGGCCUGGGGUAUGGACAGUAUCCCACUGCACAGCCUUGACCGUCGGAUGACACAGGGAACGGGGCUCUGCUGGGCCCGCGACUCCAAGUCCGUUUGCCUGUUCUCUGUGGGGACCUGGUGGCUGCUAUUCCCUUGCUGGUGUGAAGGCCGGUGACCUGCGCGCGUGGAAAUGGCAGUAUACACAUGGCUGAGUAGCUUGCGAUGUGGUCAGCAUUUGCCUUACGAUCUGUACCGGAUGGUUUUAAGUACUAACAAAAGGGAAUAAAAAUACCUCACGCCACAGUCCAGCAUACUGACGUUUUAAGGCAACACAA
Messenger RNA from Sus scrofa (pig), 6140 nucleotides. The record is from RefSeq and is a predicted model, not a curated record. Lineage: Eukaryota; Metazoa; Chordata; Mammalia; Artiodactyla; Suidae.